Colletotrichum destructivum is the source of this 4577-nucleotide messenger RNA. Its product is annotated as Putative arrestin-like, immunoglobulin E-set. Gene Ontology annotation, molecular function: protein-macromolecule adaptor activity; ubiquitin protein ligase binding. Bases 885 to 3200 code for a protein of 771 amino acids. The record is from RefSeq and is a predicted model, not a curated record. The transcript has 2 exons. Gene Ontology annotation, cellular component: cytoplasm; plasma membrane; cytosol. Gene Ontology annotation, biological process: ubiquitin-dependent endocytosis. Lineage: Eukaryota; Fungi; Ascomycota; Sordariomycetes; Glomerellales; Glomerellaceae.
GCCGCUUUCUUAGACACCGAGUCCGUCCGCCCACUUCUAAUACUCCCUUUCUCCGCCCCUUCUUUCACUCGGACGACCUUUGUUAGUACUCCCACCUAGGACGGCCUCUCCCACUUCCCAGCCAGGAAGUCCAGUUUCGUUUGGGAAACCAAAGUCCGCAGCCGCGCAAUAUACUCCCGGCGCAGCCAACGUGCACAGUAAUACACACUACGUGGCCCCGACCCCCAUCGGGCCAUCGCCCCAACUUCUCGUGCCUCAGGCUGUUUUCCUCCUAAACACCCCGGCACCCACGGGCAAUCUGAGACUGUGAACCCUCGAGAUUUCCAGAAAAAGCGAAGCUUUCUUGGCAAGGCUCCCUCUUCGCUCUUGGCAUAUGCAACCAAGAAACCCGCUGCCAGCAUCUCUCCGAUCCCAGCCUGGCAUUCCAUCAUCAAAUCAAUUCCCCUCCCAGUCCUACCGAAAGCACAGCACGCACAGGUCCCUUGACCGUCCUGACACACCGAGACCUCGUGGAGUCGGUCUCCAGCCGCCCGAGCAGCCGUUUCUACUACCACCUAGACGAACAAGACACCUUGAGCCGCGUCUUGCUGCCUACGUGACGGCGUUUCCUCCCCGCCAAAGCUGCAAGCCACCAGUCAGGCCUUGCUUUGCGAAUCCCCUCGUUGUAUGUCGGCAUCGAGGGCGCCAUCUUCGCCUUCCUCGUCGUCGUCGCCCCUGCUGUGCCCCUUUCGCCCCAUCACUCGCCAUCGCCCGCCGCACCAACAUCUGCUCCACGUCCACCGUUGCCGACAACAUCACCCUCAAUCAUCACCGACCCGACCCCGAACCCAAUUCCGACCGAUCCACGACACAGCCAAAGGCCCGGCCCGCAAGUCGUUGCAUACAUGGGCGCAUACUCGCACUCCAACGGCUCCGUCGAAGAAACAACCUCGUCCACUCGUUCGUUUUUCUCUCGCCUAGCCCUGCCCGGCCGAUCGCGUUCGCGUAACCUAGCCGACUUCCACGUCCGCCCCGACGACCCCCACCGCCAGUACUCGGCCGGCGACCAUGUCCAUGGCGCCGUAGUCCUGACUGUAGUCAAGCCUGUCCGCAUUACUCACCUCACGGUCGCCCUGCAUGGCUACGUUCGCGUGCACAAGGGGCCAGCCGUCAGCGAGCCCCCCGUCGCGAAGCCUGCCCUGUCCGGUCGGACGUCGGCACAGUAUCACGGCAAUGGCUACGCCUCACUCUUUCAAGAUGAGCAGGUGCUCAGCGGUGAGGGGAGGUUGGAGGCCGGGAAAUAUGAAUUCAACUUCGAUUUAGUCUUCCCUGAAAAGGGCCUGCCUAGUAGUAUUGAUUUUGAACGAGGCACGAUUUCCUACAUGAUCACAGCGACUCUCACGCGCCCGACCUCGAUAUCGCCCACGUCAUCUUGCGAUCGGAAGAUUCAGCUGGUUGAGAAAAUAGAUAUUGGAUCCCUGGCGCCUCCCCGCCCCCGGACCAUCUAUCUCGAGCCGAUAUCCAAGAAGUCAAGGCGUAGAAGGACCACCGGUGCUGACAAGGCGUCCCUCGCCUUGGAUGCGACCGAGAAUGGCUCCGACGCGGAACACCAUGAUGCUGAGCGUGCCAUCGACUCACCAGCACCGACAGAGGAAUCUCCGCACGAUCCGCUAGAUCAUCCACGGAGCCCAACGCAUACAGAUAUGCAGAGUGAAGUCAGCGGCGACAGCACUGUCAGCUCUAGCACAGGCAUUAGUCUAGCCCGGGCGGAGCCUCAAUUCGCCAGCAGCUCAUUGUCAAAUUCCAAAAUGCAAGCAGUCGACGAGAAAACAAUCACGGCUACGAUCGAGAUGCUUAAGGGUGGCGCGUUGCCGGGCGAUACGGUAUCAGUAAAGGUUUCGGUCCAGCAUAUCAAGCGGAUCAAGAGCAUGCAUGGUGUCAUCGUCACGAUGUAUCGGCAAGGCAGGGUCGACACAGCGCCGCCCGCUUCCAUGUUCGCCGACAUCAUGUCCAAGGAAGAGGCCCGCAAGCUUGCGAAGGAAGACUACUAUCCACGGUCGCGAACAGGUUUGGGCGGUCUUUCGUUAACCUCCACGUCGUCGCUCAGCGUUUUCCGAAAAGAUCUGUCCCAGUCUGUCGCUCCUCUGAUUAUCGAUCCGGCAACAAUGGAAACAACGGUGACGGCAUCGUUCAAGGUACCAGAAGACGUCUUUCCGACUAUCAAAGGCGUGCCCGGCGACAUGGUGAGCUUCAAAUACCAAGUGGAGGUCCUGGUCGAUUUGGGCGGCAGGCUUGCUAGCCAGCUCCAAGGGGGUGGCCAGUCGAGAGUGGCACAGUACGCGCCUGGUUCUGGCGCGACCGAUGGCAACAACGCGGCCCUUACCUCAUGGGGGGGCAACGUGAUAGACACGGAUCGCCUACGACGUGAAAAAGGAGUGAUAUCGGUCGUUUUCGAGGUGAUUCUGGGCACAACAGACAGCACGAGGCUGCGCGGGCGGAGUAACACGUUGCGUACAUUGCAGAUGCGCGAAAGGUCCCUUAGCAGGGAAGAGGCUUCUAGCCCCUGGCCCGUCGACGACAUCCACGGAGAUGACGGUGAGAGCUACUGGCCGCAACCCACCCCUCAAAUGCCGGGGCCGCUUGGUCGACAACCCACCAUCAUGAUACAGCCUACGAGUCCGCCAGAUGAGGUGCAAGCCCCGGCCUACGUGCCUCCUCCACAAGUCCCAGAUGAGGGUGGUUUGACGGAGAAAGAACGAGCACGGAGGCAAGAAGAGAGGCUUUUACCGAGCCGGCCGCCUCAAAGGGGAGAGGCUGGCCCGUCAGGGGCAUCGGAGCCGGAGCCCAACAUCUACGAUGCUGAGGAUGAGCCUCCAUCCGAAUCACAAGCGCACCAAGGAAGCAACGGGGUUGGGGAUCAGCCGUCGGCGCCGACGCUUGAUGAUAUUUCGACAUCGCGCGAGGCACGAACAGAAGACAAACAGGAACUUGAGCGGCAACGGUUGCUGAACGAAGCCAGCGCGCCACCCGAGUUUCCAGAUGACUACGAUGCCGGACCCAGCUCAUCGGCACCGCCAGCCGACGUUGCUGAACCGUCGGCGCCGGUCUUGACAGACGAGAACGACUACGGCCAGCAGUAUAGCUACAGUACAGAAGCAGGCGCUGGCCAACCCAGCCACCAUGCAGCAGGCUCAGAGCCACUGCCGAGGUAUGAGCGAUGACCCAUAUGGGCGCAUGGAUGAGGACGAGGACGAGGACGAGGGUAUGAGCAACAAAUGGUUGAAUAGUGUAUAAUAGGUUAUGUGUGUCUGUUUGUCAAGCAUUUGCGAGUGCGCCAUCUACAAAGUACUAUAGAGACAUGAAUGUGAGAAACGAAUUGAGAGCGAAUUACAGUACACACAUGUGCCUUCUUUUUCCUUACUUUUUUAGAGUGGAAGGGACAUGUUAUAGUCCAUAUUUCAGUGCACACCUCUCUCUACAUCAUUGCACCGCAAGGAGGACAGACGAAAGUAUAGCAGCAUCGUCAAGUCGGCCGCACAUGCAGUCGGCAGCUAUCCCUCUCGGCACGACACUCUCCCGCGUGUCUGGCGUGUAGACGCUGCUGGGCCGAUCAUGCACACACACACACACACACACACACACACACACACACACACACACACACACACACACACACACUAACUCGCUGCGAACCAUAUCAAGCUUUGCUUUCGACCUACCACCUGCGAAAGAGAUGAAGAUAGAAGGCAGCAUGCGAGAAUACACGGCAAGUGACGGGUCAUGUGCGGGCGGGUGGAUGGGUGGAAGGGUCACGUCUGUAGGUACAUAGCUAACUACUUUUAGUGUUGCCUAGGUAUGUAGGGCAGGUACGGCGAGUGCUCCACUUCUAUUGUUCCAACUCCCAGAUAGAGAGAAAUGCUUGUCGAAGGCUUGACUUGACGAUCAAACAGUCCGUCCCCUGGGUUGGGACACUCCCCCCGUUUUUUCCGCGUGUCUUUCCGGGUCACUAUUACACUUCAUGAAUACCAAGAUGUCUCGCAAGUGGACUCCCGAUUUUCCGGUUUCUCCUCCUUUUUCUUUUUAAGAGACGGAUACGUGAUGAGAAGAUACAUUUCCAGGUGCCACCCGCUGGAACGGCCGAUUCGGCCCCGACGGCAGCGCGCAACCAAGACCGAUCAUGCCCAACGGCGUGUCUAGUGUCGUUACAGUUGCAGUAUCAGGUCAGCCGGUCGUGGGAAAACAAGUGUCUAUUAGUCACUGAAGUCGGACGUGCUGUGCCGGCAGAGACCCUAAACAGGCCAGAGAAGCCAGGGAAGCAUGGUUGGCUGACGCCGCCGGCCUUGUAAUCGUAUGGAAGCUUGACGUGGGCGGGAACUGGGGGGUUGAGCCCAUCCCGUCGAGACAGCCGUCGCCGCAAAGCUUGGCAGUGCUUGGACCCCAAGUUUUGAUUUCCUCUUUCUCCUUUUUUCUGGGAAGCCCUGGGCGAUCGGCCCUGCAUUGUGUGCGGCUAGUCGUUGCUUGCGUUGUUUUGAGAGAGUGGUACACUAAAACGCUCCCUUCUCACAGGUUCGGGCCAUUUGGCUUAACUAGGGACAAGA